AGAGGGGUUAGUUUUAAAGAAAAUCCCCACCGGAGCAGAGCUUUCUUUUUCUUCCCUUCCUUUUGCCCUCUUUCUUCUCUUUUGUCUUAGGAACCCAGCUGUUCCUCCGAGUGCCGGGCGCACUGGGGAAUCCCGCCGCGCCAGCCUCGGGGACCCUGGCGGCCCGCCCAGCCCGCGGGGCUCCCGGCCACUCCCGCAGGCGCUCGCUCCGCGCACCGCCCAGCCGGCUUUCCCGGAAGGGCGGGCGCGCUGGGCUCCUGGCGCUGUGUUCCACCGGCGAGGCGGGUAAUCAUGGCAGCCGAUGAGGAUAACAAAAAACAAGUUCUUAAGGAGCCUUUGUCAGAUAAAGAAUAUAUGAAAGAUGAACAAAGAGAGAGAUUAAUUGAUGAAAUUGUGAAGGAAAAUACUCAGUUAAAAAAGGAGAUCCAAAGGCUUGAAACUGAGUUACAAGAGGCCACCGGAAACUUCCAGACAGUGAUCACAAGCAGGCAGAGAGGCAGGCAGAGAGAGAGGAAGGGAAGCAGGCUCCCCGCUGAGCAGAGAGCCCAAUGUGGGGCUCGAUUCCAGGACCCUGGGACCACGGCCCGAGCCAAAGGCAGAGGCUUUAACCCACUGAGCCAUCCAGGUGCCCUGAGUUUGAUUAAAGAGGAUAUUCCUGAAACAAAGGUGAAAUUCACAUCUUUAGAGAAUCCUGAGAAUGACAGCCAGUUUUUAAAUAUCUCCUGUUCAUUUCAAGUGAGCUCACAAGUUCUUUAUGAGCUGCAGAAAGGACAAGCCCUUAUCACCUUUGAAAAAGAAGAAGUUGCCCAGAACAUCAUCAGGAUGGGGAAGCACCAUUUGAAGAUAGAAGAUGUAGAUGUGGAGGUUUUGGCCAAGCCAGUUCCAUUAAAUUCAGGAGUCAGAUUCCAGGUUCAUGAAGCGUACUCUAAGGUGAAGAUCAACGUUACUGAAAUUCCUGACGGAUUGCCCGAAGAUCAGAUGAGAGACAAGCUAGAACUCAGCUUUUCUAAGUCCAGAAAUGGAGGCGGGGAAGUGCUCUGCGUGCAGUACGAUAAGCCGUCCGGCAGUGCUGUGAUCACAUUCAUGGAACCUGGAGUUGCUGACAAGAUUUUGAAAAAGAAAGACUAUCCGCUUUAUAUAAAUCAAAACUGCUAUAGAGUUACUGUUUCUCCAUACACAGAAACACACUUGAAAAAUUUUCAGGUGUUUUCAGGAAUAUCAGAGAGGACAGUGCUUCUGAGUGGGCUGGAAGAACUUCAGAUGACGGAUAUAGAACUUUUAGAGGAUUUAGUUAACAUUCAUUUCCAACGGGAAAUGAACGGAGGUGGAGAGGUGGAAGUGGUCAAAUGUUCUCUAGGUCAACCUUGCAUCGCAUACUUUGAGGAAGAGAGGAAUGGAAUGAUCUGAAUAUUAGAGCCUGUGAGCCCAAAUCACUGCCAGUAUGUGACAAAAAUGGAUAUCCCUUUCCCUUUAAAGAAUGAAGUCUUUUCAUUCUUUAGUGGCCCUUUAUUCUUAGAUACAAAAUAUCCAUGUUUCUGAAUUCUUUGUUUCAAACCCUGUUGCAUGCUUACCAAUGCAGUAAGUGCACUAUAUUAAAAAGUUUUGUUUGUUCAUAAA
Messenger RNA from Mustela lutreola (European mink), 1617 nucleotides. RefSeq names its product N-myc and STAT interactor (gene NMI). The record is from RefSeq and is a predicted model, not a curated record. Gene Ontology annotation, cellular component: cytoplasm. Bases 292 to 1407 code for a protein of 371 amino acids. The transcript has 9 exons. NCBI's taxonomy places the organism in Eukaryota, Metazoa, Chordata, Mammalia, Carnivora, Mustelidae. Gene Ontology annotation, molecular function: nucleic acid binding.